GGUUGACAUUCCACUCAUUUAAUGACAUGUGUCCAAUUUUUUUUAAUGUUGAAGGCAUGGCGUUAAAGAUGCUCUAACACCCUUCGACACCCAAUCCAAAGCAAAUAAACUGGUGUCGAGUAUUCAUGGCUGCCCAAGACUCCAAGUGGCAGUUUCGAAUGGCGAAAAAAUCGAUCGAGGCCGAUUACGGGGAGAUGUCUGUGGUUACCAAUGGACCAGCCGUGGAACUAAAUAAAAUAAAGAGGAGGUUGAAGGAGAUGGAAGACGAGCAGGCGGCUCAGGAACUAAAUAAAAUAAAGAAGAGGUUGAAGGAGAUGGAAGAAGAGCAGGCGGCUCUCCGCGAAUUGCAGGCCAAAGUCGAGAGCGAACUUAUUCACAAAAAGAAAGUCGAGAACGAAAUGGGUGCCGUGCAAGACCCUGAAACCGAUGCUGCUGACCAGACUGAUAAGGAAGAAGUGGAUGCUCGUUCUAUCUUUGUUGGCAAUGUGGAUUAUGAAUGCACUCCUGAGGAAAUACAACAGCAUUUCGUGUCAUGUGGUACAGUUAAUAGGGUUACUGUUAGGACUGACAAGCUUGGAAAGCCAAAGGGAUAUGCAUUUGUUGAAUUUGUUGAGCAAGAAUCUGUUCACGAGGCUCUUCUUCUAAAUGGAUCUGAGCUUCACGGACGCCAGCUUAAGGUAAAAGGCAAACGAACUAAUAUUCCGGGCAUGAACCAGCUGUGUGUAGCUCCUUGUUUGUGCUUCCAGGGCCAUGCACCAUGUGAAGCAGUUCUGGGCAAGAAGCAGCGGCGUGCAUAUCCUUGUUUGUGCUUUCAAGGCCAUGCACCAUGUGUAGCAGUUCCGGGCAAGAAGAAGCGGCGUGCAAAUCCUUGUUUGUGCUUUGGGGGCCACACACCAUGUGUAGCAGCUCCAUUUUACUUUCAUCCAUAUGGUUACGGAAAGGUACCCAGGUCCAAAACUCUCAUGCGAUACAACCCCUACUUGUGAAUCUUGUGAUUUUGGGAGAUGAUGAAAAAAGGAGCAUGCCAUUGAAAGCUGUCUAGUGCUUGUUCAUUUCCAAUUUAUAAUUGAGCUUUGGACAGUCUUGUGUAAUUAGGUGGGCAGUGUAACUUUGAUGAUAUUUGUUAAACACCUCGCUUGAGUUCCAUCUUCACAUGUUACAAUGUCAGUCUUCCUUUGGUAUAUUCACAUGCUACAAUGUUAUAAGCGGUGGACUGGUAGGCAGGGCAACUUAGAUGUUUUUACUUGGACUUUAAUUUGCUGGUCUGGUCUGAUCUGGUCAGGUCUGGUCUGGUAAGGUCUGGUUUCUUUGUAUUUUUAUAACUAUCCAAGUCUGGUCUGAACUGAUCUGGUCUGGUCUGGGGCAAAUUACAGUCCAAGUAAAAACAUCCUUAGGUCAUCACUAAUAGCAAUUCUAGUGAUCAUGGUCGUUCAAGUGUUGUGCUGGUAUACUUGUAGUAUUUCAGUUGCAUUUUCGUUCAUUAAUUUUACGAAGUAUAUCAUUAAUACAUAAUAUGUAAGAAA
Cuscuta epithymum is the source of this 1523-nucleotide messenger RNA. The record is from the annotation of a GenBank genome assembly. Lineage: Eukaryota; Viridiplantae; Streptophyta; Magnoliopsida; Solanales; Convolvulaceae.